Molecule: messenger RNA, 715 nt
Organism: Apis laboriosa (Himalayan honeybee)
Lineage: Eukaryota; Metazoa; Arthropoda; Insecta; Hymenoptera; Apidae
Product: peptidoglycan recognition protein-like
Exons: 4
Coding region: 10-579 (189 amino acids)
Biological process (GO): peptidoglycan catabolic process; innate immune response
Molecular function (GO): peptidoglycan binding; N-acetylmuramoyl-L-alanine amidase activity; zinc ion binding
Source: RefSeq, a predicted model, not a curated record
AUUCAUAAAAUGCAAAAAUUAAUAUUUAUAAUUUUUUUUCUCUUUCAAUCCUAUAUUGUCGGCGGAGACGAAAAUUGCUCCGAAAUUAUCAAACGGAACCAAUGGACUAAUAUAAAUGCAAAAAAUAUAAAUUAUUUAAUUAUUCCUAUUCCAUAUGUUAUAAUUCAUCAUACAGUUACUUCAGAAUGUAAUUCCAAAGAUACAUGUAUUUAUAAUAUCGAAAAUAUUCGUUCUUAUCACAUGGAUACCAAUGAAUGGCAUGAUAUCGGAUAUUCAUUUUUAAUUGGUGGAGAUGGAAAUAUAUACGAAGGUUGUGGCUGGAAUCAUGAGGGUGCUCAUACAUAUGGAUAUAAUAAAAAAUCUAUUUCAAUUGCUUUCAUAGGAAAUUUUCAAAAAAAGAGUGCAAGUAAUAAAAUGCUGAAUGCUGCACAUAAAUUAAUUCUUUGUGGUAAAUCGCAAGGAAUACUUAGAGAAGAUGUUCGGGUAAUCGGGGGUAAACAGGUUAUAGCUACGCUAAGUCCUGGAUUUGAACUUUAUAAACAGAUUCAAAGUUGGCCUGAAUGGGUUUCUACUCCAUAAUCAUCCAUAAUUUUAAUUAAAUGUAGUAAACUUAUUUAGUAAUUACUAAAUGAUGUUUUUUAGCAAAUAAUAUAUUUAUAUUAUAUACUUUAUUUUUUAAUUUUUAUCAAAUAAAUUGAUGCAUCAUAAAACCAAA